AUGUCUGGGUUCCUGUUCAUCAUUGUGGUAGACUGGAUAAUGAGAAAUACCAACAAUAAGAAGAGAGUCAUACGUUGGAAAUUUAUGUCCACUUUAGAAGACCUGGAUUAUGCAGACGACUUUGCACUUCUUUCCAGCAAACACAGCGACAUGCAGGAGAAGACCAGGAGAUUACAUGCUGUCGCAGAAUAUACAGGCCUAAAAAUUAACGUCGAUAAAACAAAAAGCAUGAGAAUAAAUAUGAAGAGAAAGGAUGCCAUCAGGUUGAAUGAUAAAGAAGUAGAAGAGGAAGAGGUCGAAACAUUUCUCUACCUGGGUGCCAGUGGAAAAGACCGGAGGAACCGAGGCAGAUGUUGGGAGAAGGCUAGGCUUAGUCAGGACAGCCUUUGCAUCCCUUGCCAAGGUAUGGAAGUCAGCACAAUACAGCACAAAGACCAAACUUAA
This is a messenger RNA of Saccostrea cuccullata (small rock oyster), 444 nucleotides long. RefSeq lists its product as uncharacterized. The coding region runs from base 1 to 444 and encodes 147 amino acids. Lineage: Eukaryota; Metazoa; Mollusca; Bivalvia; Ostreida; Ostreidae. The transcript has a single exon. The record is from RefSeq and is a predicted model, not a curated record.